AUCAUUUACAACACGUUUUCUUCAUUUUACGUCUGACAUUUACAUUACGCCGGAAUAAUUAUUCACAAUGAGGCCACUAACAGAUGAAGAAACUAAAGCUUUGUUUGAAAAAUUGUCUAAAUAUAUUGGUGAAAAUAUAAAAUUAUUAAUAGACAGACCUGAUGGGCAAUAUUGUUUUAGAUUUCAUAGAGACAGAGUCUACUAUGUCAGGGAAGCUUUGAUGAAGAGAGCUGCAAAUGUGACCAGAAAACAUCUUGUUAGCUUUGGCACUUGUUUUGGUAAAUUCACAAAAUCGUACAAGUUUCGUCUGCACAUAACAGCUUUAGACUUUUUGUCUCCAUAUGCCAAAUACAAAGUGUGGGUGAAACCUGGUUCAGAACAGUCUUUUCUCUAUGGCAACCAUGUUGCGAAAUCUGGCUUAGGAAGAAUUACAGAGAAUACUGCACAAUAUCAAGGGGUUGUUGUAUAUUCCAUGAGUGAUGUACCACUGGGCUUUGGGGUGGCUGCCAAAUCUACACAAGACUGUAGGCGUACAGAUCCAAUGAGUAUAGUAUUAUUUCACCAAGCUGAUAUAGGAGAAUACAUCAGACAUGAAGAGACUCUAACAUAAUAUUUAUUUUAUUACAAAACAGGUUCUGCAGAAAUGACAUGUUGACGCUACCAUCGUUAUCAACUGCAAAGGGUUCCGGCUCCCACCGAAUUAAGGAUUGAAACCCUCGUCAUCCAAACUGCUACUGUUCAGGCAUGCGUAAUAUUCUCAUUGAUGACAUCACCAAUAUGCUGGAUUGUUUGAAUCCUUGGUUUAUCAAAUAUACCGUGUUUGAUUUAACGCUUGAUCUCCUGUCGGAUUUUCAAAGAUUGUCAGUAUUAUAGAAUACAUGAUAAAUAUGCGUUUUUGCGUGGGGAGG
Messenger RNA from Saccoglossus kowalevskii, 908 nucleotides. Its product is annotated as 60S ribosome subunit biogenesis protein NIP7 homolog. Gene Ontology annotation, cellular component: nucleus. The record is from RefSeq and is a predicted model, not a curated record. Gene Ontology annotation, biological process: ribosome assembly. NCBI's taxonomy places the organism in Eukaryota, Metazoa, Hemichordata, Enteropneusta, Harrimaniidae. Gene Ontology annotation, molecular function: RNA binding.